GCUUCCUAUGGAGAUCCGCCCCUGAAUCUGAAUGUGGGCGAGUCUCAGGGUGGGCUCUCCCCAGCCUCCACCUCUCCACGUCCUUCCCCGGACCUUGGAGGUCCUGAUCCUGGAAGCAAUUUGGGAAAAGGUUUAGGCGUGACUCUCGCACUAUUUAAGCGGCUCCAAAGGAGUCAAGUCAGAGCUACCGCCAGGGACGAUUAUUCUUCAAUUGCUUUUCCCCCAGCUUUAUUUUCCCCCUUCCCUUUUUAAGAAAAAAGUGUGGUUCCUUCCAAGAUGGAUUCUUUCCCCCCGUUCAAGCACCGAAAAACCUUCGCCUCCAGGAAAAGUGAAGUGGCCACAAUCCGGAUGAAGUUUCCUGGCAAACUGCCGAUAAUCCUGGAGCGCUACCCCAAGGAGAAAAUGUUGCCAGCCUUGGACAAGACCAAGUUUCUGGUCCCCGAAGACCUCACCAUGGGCCAGUUCAUCACAAUCAUCCGCAACCGAAUGUGCAUCGGGUCCACUCAGGCAUUCUACUUCCUGGUCGACGGCAACCGCAGCCUUGUCAGCAUGUCUUCCACCAUGUCUGAAGUGUACAUGACGUAUAAAGAUGAAGAUGGCUUCCUCUAUAUGACCUAUGCCUCUCAGGAGAUGUUCGGCUGAUGGCAAAUGGGUCCCGGGUUCCUCGUUUAUUUUGUCUGGGAGAUGUGUGAUCACCUGGAUUUUGGACACCAACUACCUCUCCCCACCCCCUAC
Molecule: messenger RNA, 735 nt
Organism: Lacerta agilis (Sand lizard)
Lineage: Eukaryota; Metazoa; Chordata; Lepidosauria; Squamata; Lacertidae
Product: microtubule-associated proteins 1A/1B light chain 3C-like
Exons: 4
Coding region: 277-642 (121 amino acids)
Biological process (GO): cellular response to nitrogen starvation; autophagy of mitochondrion; macroautophagy
Cellular component (GO): cytosol; autophagosome membrane; autophagosome
Molecular function (GO): ubiquitin protein ligase binding
Source: RefSeq, a predicted model, not a curated record